AAAAGUGUUAGAAUGGCUGUCAUUAGUUUAAUAAUUAUCUUGACUGCGUGCUUUUUCAAACUUGUGCUUUUUUCGAAUGGAUCACCAACACUCCUGUUUGUCACACAGAAAGAUAUCAGAAUGGCAAAUGUCUCUCGUGCUAAUAAAGUCACUACUAUAGUAAAAGAUCUUUCUGAAGCAGCAGCCUUAGACUUUUAUUUUGAACAAGAAUUGGUGUGCUGGUCAGAUAGUGGUUUAGAAACCAUUCAGUGUGUACAAACGAAUGGUACUCACACUGGUGAAAGAAUGGUUGUAGUGAAUUCUAGUUUGAUUUCUCCAGAUGGUCUAGCCUGUGAUUGGUAUACAGGAAAAUUAUAUUGGACUGAUGGAGAAAAAAAUAGAAUAGAAGUAACCAGCAUCAAUGGACAUCACAGAAAAGUCCUUUUUUGGACAGAUAUAUAUCAGCCAAGAGCCAUUGCUCUCGUACCAAUGAAAAGUAUACUUUUUUGGACAGAUUGGGGUGAUGUACCCAAAAUAGAAAAGGCUGCAAUGAAUGGAGAUCCAUUGACAAGGGAAGUAAUCAUUUCUGAAGAUAUAUUUUGGCCAAAUGGUUUAACAGUGGAUUAUGAAAAUGAGUUGGUUUAUUGGGUGGAUGGAAGACUUAAAUUUAUUGCAGUAAUGGAUUAUUAUGGAAAAAAUAGACGUAAAGUAGUGGAACAAGGAUUAGAUUAUCCUUUUGCUGUAACAUUUUUUGAACAUAGAUUAUAUUGGACUGACUGGAAAACAUGGUGCAUACAGUCGUACGAUGUACGUCACAAUCAAGCACAUCCUAGAGAAUUGAUACAUGGAGAAUAUAUUCCUGGUGAUAUAGAAGUAUGGGAUGUUAGACGACAACCACAUGGAAAUCAUCCUUGUGAAAAAAAUAAUGGGAAUUGUUCACAUUUAUGUCUUUUGAGUUUGUCAGAACCUGGUUAUACCUGUGCAUGCCCUACUGGUGUUAAGUUAGUAAAUAAUUUGACUUGUGCCGAAAGACCAGAAGAGUUAUUACUGAUAGUUCAAAGAAAUGAGAUUUGUCGAAUAUCUUUGGAUUCUCCUGAUUAUACCAACUUCGUAUUACCAUUAACAGGAAUCAAACAUGCAAUAGCAAUUGAUUUUGAUCCUGUACAAGAAAUGCUUUAUUGGACUGAUGAAGAAGCUUGUGCUAUUCGUAGAGCUUCUCUUGAUGGUUCUAACCAAGAAAAUAUUAUAACAACAGAAGUGGAAAAUCCUGAUGGCAUAGCUGUUGACUGGCUAGCUCAGAAUCUAUACUGGACUGACACAGGAACAGAUCGAAUUGAAGUAGCCAGAUUAAAUGGUACAAGUAGGAAAGUAUUAAUCAAUGAAGACUUGAUAGAACCAAGAGCAAUUGCUCUAGCUCCAGAACUUGGUUGGAUGUUUUGGACUGAUUGGAAUGAAAAGCGUCCAAAAAUAGAACGAAGUAACCUUGAUGGUACCGAACGUAUUCUUCUAGUAACUAAAGACAUUCUUUGGCCAAAUGGAAUUGCUUUGGACCUUGGAAGAUGGAAAAUUUAUUGGUGCGAUGCAAAGACAGAUAAAAUUGAAGUUUGUAAUAUGGAUGGCACAGACAGAAGAGAAGUAAUUACAGACAAUCUUCCACAUCUUUUUGGAUUGAGCUUAUUAGGAGACUACUUAUACUGGACUGAUUGGCAAAGACGGAGCGUGGACAGAGCGCAUAAACUUACAGGUAGUGAAAGAGAAGUUAUUGUAGAUCAACUUCCAAAUGUUAUGGGUCUAAAGGCAGUGCAUUUAGGAAAAGUUAAUGGUUCAAAUCCUUGUGCAAAAAAUAAUGGAGGAUGUAGUCAUUUGUGUUUGAAUCGACCUGAAAACAAAUAUGUUUGUGCCUGUCAAAUUGGAUAUGAAUUAACAAAAGACAAGAGAACUUGUGUGAUCCCAGAUGCAUUUAUGUUAUUUGCAAAAAAGGAGAAUAUUGGAAGAAUUAGUAUUGAAAAUGCAAAUAACGAUAAUAUUAUUCCAUUGACUGGUGUCAAAGAUGCAAGCGCCUUGGAUUUUAACAUAGCAGACAAUCGCAUUUACUGGACAGAUGUUAAACUAAAAACAAUUACAAGAGCCUUUAUAAACGGUUCCGAUAUGGAAAGAGUAGUAGAUCUUGGCUUAGAAACACCUGAAGGUUUAGCAAUAGAUUGGAUUGCUAAUAAUUUGUACUGGAGUGACACAGGAACUCGGAGAAUAGAAAUGGUUCGAUUAGAGGGUUGCAGUAGAAAAGUUCUUGUUUGGAAUGAUAUUAUUGAACCUAGAUGCCUGGCUCUUGACCCUAGCAGAGGUCAUAUGUAUUGGACAGAAUGGGGAGAUUCUGGAAGUAUAGAAAAAUCAUUUUUAGAUGGUACAAAUCGCGAAAUAAUACUGUUUAAUAUUGGAAGAGCAAAUGGUCUAACAAUUGACCAUUCAACACAGAAAUUAUAUUGGGCAGAUUUACAUACUCCAGCUAUCGAUAGUUUUGAUUUGCGUAUGAGGAAACGAGAGGCAAUUAUAACACAAAAUAUUGGAUACCCAUUUAGCAUUACACAGUAUCAAGAUUACAUUUAUUGGACAGAUUGGAAUACAGGCGAUAUAGAGAAAGCCAAUAAAACGACAGGAGCAAAUAGGGUGAAAAUACAUAACAAGUUAGAAUCCGUAACAGAUUUAUUAGUUUUUCAUGCAUCUAAACAAGCAGGGUGGAAUCCUUGUGCAUUGAAAAAUGGAAAUUGCAGUCAUCUUUGUGUUGCUUUGCCUGGUGAAAAUGAAAGUGUGUCCAAUUCUUUUAAAUGUGAAUGCCCUACACACUAUACCUUGGGAGAGGAUAAUAAAUCUUGCAUUGCACCGAAUACAUUUAUGAUGUACAGUUUACGCAAUGCAAUUUAUCGCUUUCUUCCUGACACUAACGAUUGUUCAGAUAUAGUUCUACGAAUUCAGAGUCUAAAAAAUGUACGGUCUAUAGAAUUCGACCCAAUAACCCAACAUAUAUAUUGGAUAGAUGGUCGAACUUCAUCUAUAAGGAAAACUCUGGAAAAUAAAACCCAUUCUACUGUAAUGAUUUCUGGAAGUUCUGGACAUCCUGUGGACCUAGCUCUAGAUCCCUUAGGAAGACUGUUAUUCUGGUCUUGCGCUAUACAUGAUGCAAUUAAUGUUACGAAACUUGAUAAUGGCUCUGCUUUAGGCAUUGUUGUAAAAGGCGAUGGAGAGAAACCAAGAAAUAUUGCAAUACAUUCUGAAAAGAGAUUACUUUUUUGGACAGAUGUUGGAAGAAAGAUGAGAGUCAUGCGCAGUAAAAUGGAUGGAAAAGAGAGGGUUGUGAUUGCAACUGAUUUAGAACAGCCAACCAGUAUUGCAGUUGAUGCAGUUUCAAAUAUUAUAUACUGGGCACACGGAAAUCGAAUUGAAUGUGCAGGCUUCGAUGGAAACAAUAGAAAAAUUUUAGUAUCUCCAGUUAAACAAGGAUCAGUCAUAUAUCUUGCUGUCUUCUUUGAUUUUGUUUACUGGUUUGAUAAAGAAACAUUAAGUUUAGAGCGUGUUGACAAAUCUGGAAAUGGAAGAAAAAUGAUUAUGAACAAGAUGCUUACAGAUUUGAUUACAGUGAAUACUCCACAAAAUGAUAUAAUGAAAACACAUAUUUGUAGUCCGUUUCGGGAUUAUGGAGGAUGCUCUCAUUUUUGUAUUGGAAUCAGUUCAUCUAAGUGUUCUUGUCCAAAAUCUCUGGUUCUCUCUGAAGAUGAGAAAACUUGCAGAGCUGCACCAGCUUGUGGAUCCGAUCACUUUACUUGCGCAGCACCUAGUUCUGCAGUGGCAAAAGAUUGUAUACCUGCAACAUGGAAAUGUGAUGGUCAAACAGACUGUCCUGAUGGAAGCGAUGAACUAGGUUGCCCAGCUUGUAAUCGUGAACAAUUCAAAUGUCAAAGUGGUCACUGCAUUGAUAUGUCAUGGGUAUGUGAUGGAACUGCUCAAUGUCAUGAUGGUUUGGAUGAAGCUCAUUGUUGUCGUCCAGGUCAAUUCCAAUGCAUUGGAAACGGUGUUUGUAUUGCUGGUUCAACUCUUUGUGAUGGCUGGGACGAUUGUGCUGAUGGUAGCGAUGAACUUACAUCUGCAUGUACAUCUGCAAACAAUCCUCGACAAGAGAACAGCGCAUUAGAAUCUGGGAAAAUCACCUAUGUCAUUGUUGUACUUAUUGCAUUGACUGCAACAAUAGCGGCAGUCGCUUUUGGAUUUUAUUAUUGCAGAAGAAAGUUUAUAAACAACGAAGAAUUACCUGAUAUCUUACACGACUCUGCUGGAGAUCCUUUAUCGCCGAAACCAGCAAGGUUGGUGAAACCGAUGUUUACUCAGAAAAAUUGUAGAAAAGACUUAAAAAUAGGAAUGGAGACUGUAAGGAUGUCGAUGCUGAAUGGGAGUAGUAUUGGAUCAAGUUAUGACCGAAGUCAUAUUACUGGUGCAUCAAGCUCAACACGAGGCAGCUCAGCAGGAGGUUAUCCUCAAGAAACAUUAAAUCCUCCGCCAAGUCCAGCAACGACAGCAAACUCUACUAGGUGCUCAAGCAGUAAUGCAUCUAGAUAUAAACCUUAUAGGCAUUAUAGAAGCAUUAAUCAGCCUCCGCCUCCGACUCCUUGCAGCACAGAUGUCUGUGACGAGUCGGACAGCAAUUAUCCAGCAAGAUACAGAUAUGAAAGUGAACCUUUUCCUCCGCCUCCUACUCCAAGGUCUGUUUAUCAAAGUGAUGCAGGAAUUAGUUGUCCUCCAUCCCCUAGUUCAAGAUCAUCUACAUAUUUUAGUCCACUUCCACCGCCACCUUCCCCUGUUCCUUGA
Molecule: messenger RNA, 4833 nt
Organism: Dufourea novaeangliae
Lineage: Eukaryota; Metazoa; Arthropoda; Insecta; Hymenoptera; Halictidae
Gene: arr
Product: low-density lipoprotein receptor-related protein 6
Exons: 10
Coding region: 13-4833 (1606 amino acids)
Molecular function (GO): protein binding
Source: RefSeq, a predicted model, not a curated record